Gadus chalcogrammus (walleye pollock) is the source of this 1970-nucleotide messenger RNA. RefSeq names its product zinc finger MYM-type protein 1-like. NCBI's taxonomy places the organism in Eukaryota, Metazoa, Chordata, Actinopteri, Gadiformes, Gadidae. Bases 60 to 1970 code for a protein of 636 amino acids. The transcript has 3 exons. The record is from RefSeq and is a predicted model, not a curated record.
ACGAAAAAAGAAAGAAGAGGAAACAGCGAGAUGAAUCCUUUGCAUCACUAUCAGGGUCUAUGCUGAAAUUUGUUCAAGUGGGAGCACGUGACCAAGACGAAGAUGCAGAGGAGGAGCAACCGUCUUGCAGGUCUGUAGACAUCACCACCGCACCAAGCCAGGAUGAUCAACAACCCUCAAGCAGCAGUUUAGGAACAGAUCCGCAGAGAACCACCACCUCUGAAAGCACAAGUGUCAUUGAGAGUCCAUCAGUCUGUGACAAUGUAGAGACCUGUGUGCCCCCUCAAACUGAUCCUGCUCUUUGGCCGCCACAUGUUUUAGAUGCGGAUCGCGUUGAAAUGGUACGAAGAGGUCCAUUUAAAAUCCCAUCAGAUUUUAAUUUUCCAAGGGGACUAGAUGGCAGGGCAUUUCAUAGUAGCCUUCAAUUCAAAACACUCACAAAUGGAGAGAAAGUCAAAAGAAGUUGGCUUGUUUACUCGCAACAAGCAAAUGCCGUGUUCUGUUUUGCGUGUAAGCUUUUCAGCUUGAAACCCAUUAAGCUGACUGCAGAUGAGGGCUACAGUGACUGGUCCAACAUUAACAGUAGACUAAAGAGUCAUGAAUGCAGCUCAGACCAUGCCCAGUGCAUGUUUAAAUGGAGAGAACUGGACAUGCGUUUACAAAAAAAAUUAACAAUAGACCACCAGGAACUGACAUUGCCGGAGGCAGAAAAAAGAAAGUGGCGAGAUGUUCUCAAACGCCUACUUGCAAUAACCCUAUCUCUUGCCUCAAGGAAUUUGUCAUUCAGAGGCUCUUCACAGUGUCUGUAUGAGCCAGACAAUGGCAACUUCUUGAAGGAAGUGGAGCUUUUAGCCAGCUUUGAUCCUGUGAUGGAGAACCACCUGACCAGGAUAACUGAUGAAAGCUCCCGAACACAUUAUCUUGGACAACAGACACAAAAUGAAUUUAUCCAGAUCAUCUCUUCCAAAGUAUUACAAACCAUCCAGACACAGAUUCAGGAAGCAAAAUAUUUUUCAAUUAUUCUUGACUGUACACCUGAUGUUAGCCACAAGGAACAAAUGUCUCUCAUCGUGCGCAUUGUGGAUUUGGUGCCAAAGCCAAAUAUCAAGGAGUAUUUCCUUGGGUAUAUGGAGGUUGUUGAAACAACUGGCCUGAACCUGUCUACUGUCCUUCUAGACAAGUUGAAGGAACUCAACAUUCCAUUUGAUGAUUGCCGUGGUCAGUCCUAUGACAAUGGAGCAAACAUGAAGGGGAAGAAGCAAGGAGUUCAAGCCCGACUGCUACAAUUUAAUUUGAGGGCGUUGUUUGUUCCUUGCGCAGCUCAUUCCAUGAAUCUGGUCAUAGCUGAUGCUGCCAAGUCGUCCAGGGAUGCCACUGGCUUUUUUGGAUAUUUGCAGAAGCUAUUUUGCUUCUUCUCAGGAGCUACACAGCGAUGGAGCAUCUUGACAAAACACGUCAACCUGACUGUCAAAUCAUGGAGUGAUGUGAGGUGGGAGAGCAGGCUUAUGAGUGUCACAGCUGCCAGAAGCCAAAUUAAAGAAAUUAGAAAUGCGCUCAUCGAGGCUAGGGAAACAGUCAAUGACCCAGUCGCAAAAAUAGAGGCUCAAGCUCUAGCAGAAGAGGUGGCCUCUUUUACAUUUCUGAUCUGUUCUGUUGUCUGGUGUGAAAUUGUUACGUCCACUAACCAAGUGAACAAACUUCUGCAGAGUAGUUCAAUGCAGCUUGACAUUGCUGUCAGGCUCAUUGACAAUGCCAAAACCUCCCUCUCCAGAUACAGGCACUCUGGGUUUCCUGAGGCAGUGUCCACUGCCAAGGACCUUUGCGAGGCCAUGAACAUAGAGCCAGAGCUUAAGGAGAAAAGGCUCAGGAACACAAAAAGGCAGUUUGCAUAUGAGGCUGCUGACGAGGCCUUCAGUGAUGCCCUCAAAAGGCUUGAGUUGCGUCUGCUGAGCGAAGUUUUUCAAAACUGA